AUGGAGGGUUGGGACCCUAAUACCAAAUCAACCCUAACUCAGAUCCCAUUGCUCUCCACAAAGGCUGGUCCUCGCGACGGAGCGGCGUGGACGCAGAGGCUGAAGGAGGAGUACAAGGCGUUGAUCGCCUACACGUCGAUGAACAAGUCCAGAGACAACGAUUGGUUUAGAAUAUCUGCCGCAAACCCAGAGGGCACGCGCUGGACCGGCAAGUGUUGGUACGUUCAUAACCUACUCAAGUACGAGUUCGACCUCCAAUUCGACAUUCCGGUGACGUACCCGGCUACUGCUCCGGAACUUGAAUUGCCUCAGCUAGAUGGAAAGACUCAGAAGAUGUAUAGAGGAGGGAAGAUUUGUUUGACAGUGCACUUCAAGCCACUGUGGGCGAAGAAUUGGUAUGAUUGA
Molecule: messenger RNA, 405 nt
Organism: Ilex paraguariensis (yerba mate)
Lineage: Eukaryota; Viridiplantae; Streptophyta; Magnoliopsida; Aquifoliales; Aquifoliaceae
Source: the annotation of a GenBank genome assembly